Rhodamnia argentea is the source of this 1077-nucleotide messenger RNA. RefSeq names its product vesicle transport v-SNARE 12. Lineage: Eukaryota; Viridiplantae; Streptophyta; Magnoliopsida; Myrtales; Myrtaceae. Gene Ontology annotation, cellular component: late endosome membrane; ER to Golgi transport vesicle membrane; SNARE complex. Gene Ontology annotation, molecular function: SNARE binding; SNAP receptor activity. Gene Ontology annotation, biological process: vesicle fusion; vesicle-mediated transport; intracellular protein transport. The coding region runs from base 258 to 920 and encodes 220 amino acids. The transcript is spliced from 5 exons. The record is from RefSeq and is a predicted model, not a curated record.
CCUCGUUCCAUUGAUUCUCCCAUAACUCCAUCUUCUCCUCUUCUUCUUCUUCUUCUUCUUCUUCUUUCGAUUGUUUAACCUUGAUUUGACGCCAACUGCGAUCGCCCCUCGCACCGCAGACACUGUCGACCAGGUCCCACCACUCGGUUUCUCCUCAUUUCCUCAGCUCUUCUUGGCUUUAGGGUUUCGAGAUCCGAAUCCGAUCGCAGCUGUAAUUUUGUCCCGGAAAGUGGUGAUUGAUCAGCGGGAGUGGCGAGAUGAGCGAAGUCUUCGAAGGGUACGAGCGUCAGUACUGCGAGCUCUCGGCCAACAUCUCCAGAAAAUGCAGCUCCGCCUCGCUCCUCGACGGAGAGGAAAGAAAGCAACAGAUAUCUGAAUUAAAAGUUGCACUUGAUGAAGCUGAUGGGUUGAUACGAAAAAUGGAUCUGGAUGCUAGAACUUUGCAGCCAAGUGUCAAGGCAAUGCUUCUUGCUAAGUUGAGGGAAUACAAGUCUGACUUGAAUAAUCUGAAAAGAGAAGUUAAAAGGAUGUCAUCUCCUAAUGCAAACCAGGCUUCACGCGAAGAAUUGUUGGAAGCUGGAAUGGCAGAUGCACAUUUGGCUUCAGCUAAUCAAAGAGAGAGAUUGGCUUUCUCGACAGAGAGAUUGAACGACUCUAGUGAGAGGAUAAAGGAGAGCAGAAGAACCGUGCUAGAGACGGAGGAGCUCGGUGUCUCCAUACUCCAAGAUCUACACCAGCAGCGCCAGACUCUCCUGCAUUCUCAUAACAAGCUUCAUGGGGUAGAUGAUGCCAUAGACAAGAGCAAGAAGAUUUUGACGACUAUGUCGAGGAGGAUCACCAGGAACAAGUGGAUCGUUGGUGCAAUAAUUGGCGCUCUUGUCUUUGCCAUUAUCCUAGUUCUGUACUUCAAGUUUUCUUGAUGAUGCACCACCAAUUCCCAUGCCCUGCUAUCCUUGUGCUUAAUAAACCUGUUGUACAUAGAGUAAUCAAAACAAUGGUCAUUGCGUCCCUACGAAUCUUAGAUCUGUUGUGACUUUCUUGCUUUCUCUUUGUAUUUUUUGGGUUCAUUGUUGUUCA